Echinops telfairi (small Madagascar hedgehog) is the source of this 2659-nucleotide messenger RNA. RefSeq names its product ADP ribosylation factor like GTPase 14 effector protein (gene ARL14EP). NCBI's taxonomy places the organism in Eukaryota, Metazoa, Chordata, Mammalia, Afrosoricida, Tenrecidae. Gene Ontology annotation, cellular component: intracellular membrane-bounded organelle. Bases 121 to 903 code for a protein of 260 amino acids. The record is from RefSeq and is a predicted model, not a curated record. The transcript has 4 exons.
CGAGGUCUGGCUUCAAAGGACGUAGCUCGUGCCGGAGCCGCGGCGGCGGAGAGCUCACGCUAAGGGUCGCCUACCACAGAGACGGCAAAGUAAACUGGGAGAAAUUUGCGAGCCUCAAGAAUGAUGGAUCCCUGUUCAGUUGGAGUCCAACUUCGUACCACAAAUGAGUGCCAUAAAACCUACUACACUCGUCAUACGGGCUUCAAGACCUUGCAAGAAUUGUCAUCAAAUGAUAUGCUUUUACUUCAGCUUAGAACUGGAAUGACACUUUCGGGGAACAAUACGAUCUGUUUCCAUCAUGCGAAAGUUUACAUUGACAGAUUUGAGGAUCUGCAGAAGUCAUGUUGUGACCCAUUUAAUAUACACAAAAAACUAGCCAAAAAGAAUUUGCAUGUGAUUGACUUAGAUGAUGCCACCUUCCUGAGUGCAAAAUUUGGAAGGCAGCUGGUACCUGGUUGGAAGCUUUGUCCAAAAUGUACGCAGAUCAUCAAUGGCAGCGUGGAUAUUGAUUCUGAAGACCGCCAGAGGCGAAAACCUGAUUCAGAUGGAAGAACUGCUAAAGCUUUGAGGUCGUUACAGUUUACAAACCCAGGAAAGCAAACAGAAUUUGCUCCAGAAACCGGUAAAAGGGAAAAAAGAAGGCUUACCAAAAAUGCAUCAGCUGGUUCAGACAGACAAGUGAUACCAGUGAAGAGCAAGGUCUACGAUAGCCAGGGCCUCCUGAUUUUCAGCAAGAUGGACCUCUGCGACUGCCUGGAUGAAGACUGCUUAGGAUGCUUCUACGCCUGCCCAGCCUGUGGUUCUACCAAAUGCGGAGCUGAAUGCCGCUGUGACCGCAAGUGGCUGUAUGAGCAAAUUGAAAUCGAAGGAGGAGAGAUAAUUCACAAUAAGCAUGCAGGAUAAUUGGUGGUAUCACACUAUAAGGGCCUUUGAAGAUCCUUUCUCGUAUUUUACAAUUCUGUAAUUCUAAAGCUGUAGUGUCAUUUUAAACUUGAUUGCCAAGUAACAGAUUUGAAAAGCUCAAGGUGGACAAAUGCUGCAUUUGGGAGGUUUUCAGAUACAUUAUUCGAUUUAUAUUUAGAUGGACACCCGCUAUAUGUAAAUAAGUAUGGAUAGGCAGUUCUCAGUCUGUACAGUUCCCAUACACAGACAUUAUGGUUACCCUAUAACGCAGUUUGAAUUUCAUUUACUGUGAUAGACCUGAGUAAUUGUAGAAGGUAGAAACUUCCCUACUCGUCAGUCCCCAGCUGACUAAAAAUAUAAGAUACAUAACAUGAACUUUCAAAAUCUGUUGAUGAUUGGUCACUGCACAUCUACUAUCAGUUCACACAUAGCAAAGCCUGGAAUUGUGCUGCCUCUUUGUCUCUCAUGGCAUUUUGCAAAUCUUGAUCAUCGAGAGAGAAUUAGCCAACAGAGAAGGAACACUGAACGGUGGUGACAUUUGAAUCAAACAUACGCAGAGUUGUAAUGGGAAUGUUGACACUAGCUCUUCUACGAGAUUCUAAAACCAGCCUCCAGAUAUGCAGCCCAAGUAGCUUUAUGAAGAGAAAUUUUUAACAGAUUAGAAAAAAGUUGUGAUGAAAAGGAUGAAUAUGCCUCAGAAAUAAUGCUGGGGUGGCGGUGGGUGGACAACUUUAUGGGAAAGGAACUCUUGGGGCUAUUAGUACAGAGCAUCAAAUAUUGGAAGCCAAGCCAAACUUAGAGGUUGACUAAUGGAUGUCAAAAGUUAUUCAUGAAAAAGAGAAAGGCACACAUACUACUCGAUUCGUUUUUUACAAUGAGUCCCAUACCUUAAUUCUCAAGGUUUCUAGUGUUAGAAAUCACAGUAUAUUAAAUUAUCUUAUUGGUUUUUUUGUGUGUUUUUUUAAAUUUUUACAUAAUCAACAAUAAGAAUUUUUGAUAGUUUGGCAAAAAUAUAGAAAACUCAUGGAGCUAUCAUGAUUUAGCCUGUUGAUUAUUAAUACCGUGACCUGUGAUAUAGUCCCACACUACUGCACUAAACCAGCAUUUCCUGGAGCCGAGAGUGGUGCCUGAUUUGGGGAAAUGGGACUUUGAUACAAAGUUGUAGUUAGUUCUGUGUUAAACUAUAAGUACAUAUCAAAAUGUUAGUGAAUUAAAUUUUGUUCCUACUUUUUAAAUAAAAAUAAAUAUGUUAAUAUAAAUAAUUCGUUAUGUAUAAGACAGGCAUCGCAUUCUUGGUAGUUUGUUGGGUGCAAAAAAAGUAUUCUUUUUAUAAAGUAUAACUAUAUAAACUACUUAAGAAAACAUGGAUGUGGUAUUACAUUUUUAUGGGAAGAGCAACCAACUAGUAGAAAAUUGUUUUAAAAUGCUCUUAAAGGAAGUGAUAAUGGAAACAAUGUAGAGAAACCUGAUGAAGACAUGAUGUACUUAUAUUUUGGCAGUUGAAUUCUGAUGUUGCCGAUAGAAUGUGUGUUUGGAGAAUGAAGGUGGCACUGGUAUUUUUCCCCUGCCCUUUUUCUAAGAUCUGUCAUUCUACCAAAAAAAUGUCUGUCACCUUGGGCAUUGCCACUAAAUUUGGUGUUUGUUCUGUUUUCCUUUUCCUGAAUACAGUAUUUCCAAUUUAAUCAAUUGAGCUUGGGGCAAUUUGAAAUAUUUUGUAGCUGUUGAAACAUUAAACUUACACAGCCAGUUGAAUUGA